This is a messenger RNA of Sabethes cyaneus, 573 nucleotides long. RefSeq lists its product as uncharacterized. The record is from RefSeq and is a predicted model, not a curated record. Lineage: Eukaryota; Metazoa; Arthropoda; Insecta; Diptera; Culicidae. The transcript has a single exon. Bases 1 to 573 code for a protein of 190 amino acids.
AUGGGUAGUAUAAUAUCGCCCCUCUUGGCGGAAUUGUUUAUGAGCGACUUUGAAGAAAAGCUACAAAGUGAAAAGCUUUUCCCACGCGUAUGGAAGCGAUACGUAGACGACAUUUACGCCAUAGUGAAGGAACGCUACGUGCCACAAACACUGAAUUGGCUGAACUCACAGCACGAAAAGAUCAAAUUUACGGUGGAACAGGAAGUAGAGGGAAAACUACCGUUUUUGGACCUGCUGAUUACCAGGAAAGAAGACAAUAUCCUGAAGUUCAGCAUUUUUCGAAAACCAACGUCUACCGAUCGUUACAUUACUACGGACUCAAAUCACUUCGGGGCCCAAAAACAAGCAGCUUUUCAUUCUAUGGCGCAUCGUCUAGUCAACAUCCCCAUGGAGCAGGAAGAUUUUGCAGCGGAAAGGGAAAGGAUCCAGAAAGCUGCUGAAUUAAACGGGUACGACAAAAAGUUUGUGGAUAAAAUAAUCCGCAAACAUCUCCGCAAAAAACAGUGCCAUGAUACCACUACACUACAGCCUCUACAGAGAAGAAGUACAAAGAAUCAGUCUACCCGAAAGUAA